UAUGCGUUGGGAUAGUACUCCAAAGCAAUAGUAGCUAUACAUUUUCUACCCCGGUAAAGCCAACCAUAUUUUCGGGGGAAAAAGCAAGAGUCUAGCACUUUUUAAUUUUCUAUGGAGUACGUCAUUACCUGCAGCAAGGGAAUACCUUUACAUAAAGUGCAGGUUGAGAAAAAUAGAGCACUCCGAGACAUGGAAAUGGAGCCGAUAAGGAGUACCUACCGCACAAGGAGGAGGAACAAUCCCAGGCUGUCUGAUUCUUCGGACUCGGAAUCGAGGAUCAAUCCCCGCACCAAGUCGCGGAUUCCCCUCAAUCGUGCCCAUUCCAUCCCAAGGAAGUACAUAUCCAAAAAUCAACUGGACCGUCAGAUCCGUGCGGCCGUAGUCGAUGCCUUUAAUGACUGCAUUAAAAACCCCCAUUCAAUGUGUAGAUCCGAUAACGGAUCUGUGGAAAAAGUAUCUGGUCAGCAGAAUCGUCACCGCUCCCAAUCCACUGAUGGUCGAUAUCACACGGAUCACAAUAGGAAAAAGCCAGCCCAGGUUUUGUUCGUUAGAUCACCGAGAAAGUCGCAAAAGCAAGGACCCGUUUUGGAAGUCUUUGAGGAGGCACUUGAAGAUACUAACUUGGCGGCUAUAAAGGAAGGAAUUCGCGAGAUACAAGAUACCAAGAUACCAGCUCAGGAGCAAAUACCCAAGGACCUACCUCUAGAUGUGAUUAUAAGCCAGAUGAGUUCGAAAUUUAUCAGGGCUGCUUUAAGCAUCUGCUCUUUUACUACCAAAGUUUUUAAAAAAUUGAGAAUACUACAAGCCCUAGAUCGGUUUACCACCCGCAUGUCCAAGUCCAGUUGGGUGAGUCUAGGCCUAUUCCUGGUGUUUCUCCUGGCCUGGGCCUAUGAGUUCGGGGAACCAGUAGACCGGAUUAGCGAGGCAGUGGGCGAUCUCUUCAGGGAUCGCUCUCGUUCUUGGUGGAACUUAAUAUAAGUACAGUUAAGAUGUUAAAACAAAAUUCCAAAUUUCAAUAAUAGUUAAUGGAAAAUAAAUAUAUCUUCUUGGUUGUGAAACUUUAA
Messenger RNA from Drosophila biarmipes, 1064 nucleotides. RefSeq lists its product as uncharacterized. Lineage: Eukaryota; Metazoa; Arthropoda; Insecta; Diptera; Drosophilidae. The record is from RefSeq and is a predicted model, not a curated record. The coding region runs from base 112 to 978 and encodes 288 amino acids. The transcript has a single exon.